CAUGGCUUUUAAAGGCCUCCACUCCUAUGUCCUAAGUCUCUGAGUUAUUUCAUUGCAGCGCACUCAAGUUCUCCAUUGAAGCGCACUCAACGUUCUCCAUCGAAGCGUUCUACGUUGAAUCUAAUUCUUGUAUCCCCCAUUGAAGCAGCUUCUAAAUCUUUUUAAUGUCUGGACGAAACUAUGAGAAUGAACCCUUUCUCCUUGGGACCAGGGGGGAUGGGCCUGCUCAGGAGAUUUUUAGGAAAGCCUUGUUAAAUCCCGAGCUGCCCGAAAAAUUUGCCCUUCAAACUGUUCAGGAAGCCAUUAAACCCCAGAGGCAAACAAAGUUAGUUCUGGAUGAAAAUCAGCUGCUAGAAAACAUUCUACGGACAUUACUCCAAGAGUUGGUGGCUUGUGCAGUACAGUCAGGAGAGCCAACCAUGCACUAUGGCCGUUCCAUUGCUGACGGAGAUCUUGCACAGGGUCAAAUUCCUCGCCUUCUUGAUAUUGUAUUGUAUCUCUGUGAGAAGGAACAUGUGGAGGGUGGCAUGAUAUUUCAGCUGUUGGAAGAUUUGACUGAAAUGUCAACCAUGAAGAAUUGCAAAGAUAUUUUUACUUACAUAGAGAGCAAGCAAGACUUACUUGGAAAGCAAGAACUGUUUGCUCGUGGCAAACUUGUGAUGCUGAGGACAUGUAAUCAACUGCUUCGUCGUUUGUCAAAGGCAAAUGAUGUUGUAUUUUGUGGACGGAUUCUUAUGUUUCUGGCACAUUUUUUCCCGCUGUCUGAGCGCUCAGCUGUGAAUAUUAAGGGAGUCUUCAAUACAUCCAAUGAAACAAAGUAUGAGAAAGAAGCUCCAAAUGGCAUUUCUAUUGAUUUCAACUUCUACAAGACAUUCUGGAGUUUGCAGGAGUACUUCUGUAAUCCUCCAUCCUUGACCGUUAAUCCUACAAAGUGGCACAGAUUUACAUCAAGCUUAUCGGUUGUUCUAAAUACCUUUGAGGCUCAACCCUUAAGUGAUGAGGAGGGAAAUGCUAAUAAUCUUGAAGAAGAGGGGGCAGCUGUCAAUAUUAAAUAUCUGACCAGUAGUAAACUGAUGGGUUUGGAGCUGAAAGAUCCUAGUUUCCGGCGUCAUGUUCUUGUACAAUGUUUGAUAUUGUUUGACUAUGUCAAGCCCUCUGGAAAGAGUGACAAAGAUUUACCAUCAGAGGCAAUGAAAGAAGAAAUAAAGACUUAUGAGGAGCGUGUAAAGAAUCUUCUCGAAGUGACACCUCCUAAAGGGAAAGAGUUUCUCUGUAGCAUUGAGCAUAUUCUAGAACGUGAAAAAAAUUGGGUUUGGUGGAAGCGUGAUGGUUGCCCGCCAUUUGAAAAACAACCCAUGGAGAAGAAGGUAGAUGGUACAAAAAAACGUCGACCAAGGUGGAGAUUAGGGAACAAAGAACUUUCUCAGCUGUGGAAAUGGGCUGAUCAGAAUCCGAAUGCUCUCACUGAUCCAGAGCGAGUUAAGACUCCCGCUGUCACAGAUUACUGGAAACCAAUGGCUGAUGAUAUGGAUCCGUCUGCUGGUAUAGAAGCUGAGUACCAUCACAAAAACAAUAAGGUUUAUUGUUGGAAAGGUCUCCGUUUUUCUGCGCGACAGGACUUGGAAGGCUUUUCUAGGUUCACUGAAUUUGGCAUUGAAGGGGUUGUGCCCCUGGAACUUAUGCCUCCUGAAGUAAGGUCCAAGUAUCAGGCAAAGCCAAAUGACAAGUCUAAACGUGUGAAGAAGGAUGAAACUAAGGGUUCUGUACCUCCAUCUGAAGAAAAUCAGGCUAUAAACUCUGUAAGUGAGAUGGAUGGCGAAGGUGGCCAUAAUGAUCUUGAUGCCCCAGCAGCUGCAAUGGACCUGGAUUCAACACCUAUUACUGGUCAAGCUGGCACCCCGACACCAGAUGACUUUCAAAAGCAAAGUUCUGAAUCCCCAGAUGCACAAGAAGCUGGAGAACUUGACGCUGAAGGUGAUCCUGAGCCGGGGUUAAUUGAUGGAGAGACAGAUGCAGAUGUUGAACUAGAGGCAGUAGGUUGAUUUUGCAUAUGACUUUUUCAAAUUGUUUAGACUUUAAAGGUAGUGGAAUUGCUGAACUGGAACUGCAGUGACUUCUCAGCUCACAUCCAUAAUUUGAGAAGCUAGAAUGACUUAUUAUAUCCAUUAUUCAGAGAGCUUUAGCAAGCUGAAUGAAGCAUGGAGUUUAAUUCAUUUAUUUUCUUUUUCGGCUUUGCUUCCAUUAUGAGUUUAACAUAACUAGUUUCUCUACACUCUGUAUAUUUUUGCUUUGAGAUACCUUUGUAAUACUAAACAAGGGGGUAAAGAAAGCUCAUUUUUGUAUAUCUUGAAAAUGUAA
Chenopodium quinoa (quinoa) is the source of this 2358-nucleotide messenger RNA. Its product is annotated as THO complex subunit 1-like. The transcript has 21 exons. Gene Ontology annotation, cellular component: THO complex part of transcription export complex. Bases 165 to 2042 code for a protein of 625 amino acids. Lineage: Eukaryota; Viridiplantae; Streptophyta; Magnoliopsida; Caryophyllales; Amaranthaceae. The record is from RefSeq and is a predicted model, not a curated record. Gene Ontology annotation, biological process: mRNA export from nucleus; regulation of DNA-templated transcription elongation.